AAAGUUCAAGAUUGAGAACACGAAUGUACAUAUUACAAUCAUUACAGUGUACAUUACAAUUUAAGUUCCGGCUGAAUUUCACAUUUAUUAGACUGUGAUUGGCUUGUGUUACGUUCGUUUCGAUUUAUUGCACUCAGAACGCACUUCUGACUUCUUCACAAGAAAUCUGCAUAAAUUAAAAUAUGACAUUUACAUGAAAGUUGCUGAGUUAAUAUUCGAAAGUAUUUAAAAAGAACUUAUUAAUAUGUGUACUUCGGUUAAAAAUAAGGAAGAUGACGAUACGUGUAAAGAUGUAUUGGAAAUGUCGAGAAAGGUAUCGCUGGAUUGUUUGAAAUGGCUAUUUGUUCAGGUGCAUAUGAUAUUCGAUUUUUUAGUGGACAUACUUUUUGGGUUUUACUAUGAUAGUAAAGCACAGAAAGUGCCACCAGUAAAAAAUGAUUUAUUGUUACUAAGUGCAACAGAAUUAGCUGAUAAAAUCAGGACGAAAAAGGUGACAUCCUUGGAAGUUGUCACAGCAUUUAUAGAACGAGCAAAAGAAGUAAACGGAUUAAUAAAUGCUGUUGUGGAAGACAGAUUUUCUGAUGCUUUAGAAGAAGCUAAGGAAGUAGACAAACUGUUAGAGAAAUCUCAGAAUGUUGAUGAAAUAAAGAAAGAAAAACCUUUCUUAGGGGUUCCCUUUACUACAAAAGAAAGCAAUGAAGCCAAAGGUAUGCUUCAUACAAUGGGUUUAACAAACAGACGUGAUUAUCGCUCUCCCGAAGAUGCAACAGUGGUAAAUUUAUUGAAAAAGGCAGGUGGAAUUUUGAUAGCAAAAACAAAUAUUCCUGAACUGAAUUUAUGGACAGAAUCGAGAAAUAAUUUGUAUGGACAAACUUGCAAUCCCUACAAUACUACCAGGAAUGUUGGAGGAAGUAGUGGUGGAGAAGCAGCAAUAACUGCUGCUUGUGGAACUGCAAUAUCUAUUGGUAGUGACAUCGGUGGUUCCACUAGAAUGCCAGCAUUUUUUAAUGGAGUUUUUGGACACAAACCAACUGAAGGUUUAACGCCAUUAAAAGGUGUUGGACUCAGAAAAGUGGAUUAUUCCAAUUCAAUGGCAGAAGCAGGCCCAAUUUGUAAAAAGGCAGAAGAUUUAGCACCUUUUCUAAAAGUUUUAAUUGGGGAGAAAGUAUCUCUUUUACAGCUUGAUACAUCAGUAGAUAUAAAAAAGCUGAAAUUUUUUUAUCAAGAAAGUUCAGGCGAUUUAAGAGCAAGUAAAGUAGAUUCUGAAAUGAAGACUGCCCUUCUGAAAGCUGUAUAUCACUUGAAGGAAGUUACUGGCUCUGCGACAAAAAUUAGAAUACCCGGCUCUGAAUACAGUUAUCGCUUAUGGAGAUUUUGGAUGUCUGAAGAAAACUUAGAUUUCAAACUGAGUAUAACGAAUGGACAGUACCGUGCACGCGCAGUUUCAGAGAUCUAUAAAUUACUAACUGGAAAGUGUGAAUUGACACUAGCAGCAAUAAUGAAGUUGAUAGAUGAAGAUUUAUUACCAAAAGAUAAUCCUGUAUGGGCAAAGAAUGUAACUGCAAACAUGAAGAAAUAUUUGUUGGACAAGUUAGGAGAUGAUGGAGUUUUGCUUUACCCAUCUUCACCAUUCCCAGCCAGCUAUCAUUACACCGCUUAUUUGAGACCUUUUAAUUUCGGAUAUUGGUGUCUCUUCAACAUUCUUAGGCUACCAACCUGUCAAGUACCACUUGGAUUAGACAAAGAUGGAUUACCUGUUGGAGUACAGGUUGUAGCAGCUCCGUAUAACGAUCAUUUAUGUUUGGCUGUGGCACAAGAAUUGGAGAAAGCGUUCGGUGGUUGGGUACAGCCUGCUUAGACACGAAAAGUAUGAACUUUAUGAUUCAUUUUCCUAUGUUAAAUAUACAUUGUGGUAUUAGGUGGGUUAGGCAUUAUUAAUAACAUAAUCGUACUAUUACUAUUCAGAAUUUUUUAAUUUAUUUUUUAUAUCAGUUAACAGUUGAAAGUAAGUAGCUGUUAACUGUGUAGCCUUAAGGUAUAAUUAACUUUCUUGAUAUAAAUGGAUCUUUAACAAUCUACUUUUGAUUUGCUAUUAGAGAGGUGUUAUAAAUAAAAUCCUCACGAACAGUAAAUUAUAAUAGAAAACACGGGCACUUUAUUAAAAAUAAAUACACCUUAUCCUCAUAUUAAAACAUAAACAGUUAAUAGUAAAUUCGCAGGGAAAAGAAAGAAUUGAUUUUGUUAUUUUCGAUUAUAGCUUUCAUCUUCUGUUGAAAAAGAAAAAAAAUCGUACCUUCUGCUUUACACUCUCAUAAAGAAAUUGAUUAUUUUCAUCAGAUUUAAUUGCCACUCUGUCGUAAACGAUCUGUAGACACAUUUUUAGGUGAGAACAGCUAAUGCUAGAAUUGUAGAAAGUUAGUUCUUCUAUGAUAAAAAAUUUUACUUAAUAUGUCAAAAACUCCAAUUUGUACAUUAGUUUGCAUGUAGAACACUUUUGUUAGGCGCUGUAAGGGAAAUCUCGAUUUAUUUUUAUAAUAAACUUGUUCUAAUAUGUAAUAAAAAAAUCUUUUCUAUUUUCA
Molecule: messenger RNA, 2579 nt
Organism: Megalopta genalis
Lineage: Eukaryota; Metazoa; Arthropoda; Insecta; Hymenoptera; Halictidae
Product: fatty-acid amide hydrolase 2
Cellular component (GO): endomembrane system
Source: RefSeq, a predicted model, not a curated record